GCGCCAGGCCGGAAGGAGGCAGCGGGAGGGCGGGCGGCAGGAGUGGGCCCGGAGCUGCUGGGCCGGAGCGGCGGCGCCGCCAUGUCCGACAGCGAGAAGCUCAACCUGGACUCUAUCAUCGGGCGCCUGCUGGAAGUGCAGGGCUCGCGGCCUGGAAAGAAUGUACAGCUAACAGAAAACGAGAUCCGUGGUCUGUGCCUCAAAUCACGGGAGAUUUUCCUGAGCCAGCCCAUUCUUCUGGAGCUGGAGGCACCCCUCAAGAUCUGCGGUGACAUCCAUGGCCAGUACUACGACCUUUUGCGGCUAUUUGAGUACGGCGGCUUCCCUCCAGAGAGCAACUACCUCUUCCUGGGGGACUACGUGGACCGGGGCAAGCAGUCUUUGGAGACCAUCUGCCUGCUGCUGGCCUAUAAGAUCAAGUACCCAGAGAACUUCUUCCUGCUCCGUGGGAACCACGAGUGUGCCAGCAUCAACCGCAUCUAUGGCUUCUACGAUGAGUGCAAGAGGCGCUACAACAUUAAACUGUGGAAAACCUUCACCGACUGCUUCAACUGCCUGCCCAUUGCUGCCAUUGUGGACGAGAAAAUCUUCUGCUGCCAUGGAGGCCUGUCCCCGGACCUGCAGUCCAUGGAGCAGAUUCGGCGUAUCAUGCGGCCAACAGACGUGCCUGACCAGGGCUUGCUAUGUGACCUGCUGUGGUCGGACCCUGACAAGGACGUGCAGGGCUGGGGCGAGAAUGACCGUGGCGUCUCCUUUACCUUUGGGGCUGAGGUAGUGGCCAAGUUCCUACACAAACACGACUUGGACCUCAUCUGCCGGGCACACCAGGUGGUGGAAGACGGCUAUGAGUUCUUUGCCAAGCGGCAGCUGGUGACGCUCUUCUCAGCUCCCAACUACUGUGGCGAGUUUGACAACGCAGGCGCCAUGAUGAGUGUGGAUGAGACGCUCAUGUGCUCCUUCCAGAUCCUCAAGCCCGCUGACAAGAACAAGGGGAAAUACGGGCAGUUCAGCGGCCUGAACCCUGGAGGCCGGCCCAUCACCCCACCCCGCAACUCCGCCAAAGCCAAGAAAUAGCCUCCACGUGCCCGCACUCUGCCCGAUGGUGGAUUGUACAGAAAUUAUGUGGCCGUUGGGGGGUUCGUGCUGGCUCCCCCCAGGCCCACCUGUCACGGGGAGCACGGAGCCUUGGUAUAUUUUUCUUUUUCUUUUUUUUUAAUGAAUCGAUAGCAGCGUCCAGUCCCCCAGGGCUCCUUCCACCUGCACCGGCGGUGGUGACAAGCAGGACCCUGGGGCUGAGGCUGCAGCUCAGGGCAAAGCAGGGCCAGAUGUGGGUUUCCAGCCUCGCUUGGCCUCAGGGCCAGCAGACAGAUCCUGGGGCGACCCAUCUGGUCUCUUGAAUAAAGGUCAAAGCUGGAUUCU
Messenger RNA from Lynx canadensis (Canada lynx), 1419 nucleotides. It is a transcript of the gene PPP1CA, whose product is annotated as protein phosphatase 1 catalytic subunit alpha. The transcript has 7 exons. Gene Ontology annotation, molecular function: protein serine/threonine phosphatase activity. The record is from RefSeq and is a predicted model, not a curated record. The coding region runs from base 82 to 1074 and encodes 330 amino acids. Gene Ontology annotation, cellular component: cytoplasm; nucleus. NCBI's taxonomy places the organism in Eukaryota, Metazoa, Chordata, Mammalia, Carnivora, Felidae.